Messenger RNA from Pogona vitticeps (central bearded dragon), 614 nucleotides. It is a transcript of the gene TOMM6, whose product is annotated as translocase of outer mitochondrial membrane 6. Lineage: Eukaryota; Metazoa; Chordata; Lepidosauria; Squamata; Agamidae. The record is from RefSeq and is a predicted model, not a curated record. Gene Ontology annotation, cellular component: mitochondrial outer membrane translocase complex.
CCGGAAGUGACGUCCUUUCUCUGCGCCGCAGCGGGGAUCUUUUCCCCCUUCUUUUCAGGCGGACCCGCGUGUGUCGUUGAGGGGAGUGCCAUGGCGCCCGGAGCGCAAGCGGGAGGCAGCGGCGGGAGUUCCAGCGCGGUGUCGCCUGAAGGGCUCCGGGGCUGGUUCCGUGGGGCCUACCGCUUCGCCACCGACCGCAAUGACUUCCGCAGGAACCUCAUAGUUAACCUGGGUCUGUUUGCACUGGGUGUCUGGGUGGCAAGAAAUUUAACUGACAUUGAUUUGAUGGCUCCACAACCUGUUCCAUAGCAGAGAAGAUUCAUGCAAAGACCGAGAUCCACCAAGAGACGGUAAAUAGGAUGUCUAUCUCUGCCCUGACCAUGGGUUUGGCUACAAUCAACCAGUCAUCUAUAUAAAGGAACACCAUAGUACCACGAAGUCUGAGGUUGGCGGUUGCUGGUACCAUGCACUUUGCGAAAAUCCUGGAUGCUCAGAAAGAUCAAAAGGGAGCUGUUUGAACUGGCAAAUACUGUUGUUCAAUAUGAAAUGUAGGAAACAGCGAUGGUGCAAAUGGAUGGUAAUGUGGAAAUAAACAUCUUUGAGACUGAUCACAA